Molecule: messenger RNA, 1710 nt
Organism: Cyclospora cayetanensis
Lineage: Eukaryota; Apicomplexa; Conoidasida; Eucoccidiorida; Eimeriidae
Exons: 10
Molecular function (GO): ubiquitin binding
Source: RefSeq, a predicted model, not a curated record
UGUGGUGUAUGGGCAGCUCAAGUCGAAACGGCGCUCCUAUUGUUGCUGCAUCUGAGGGAAGAAGCUCUAAAACAGGAGAUCCUAAGAGAUGAAGCGCUGUCCCGGUGGCUAAGGAGUCUUCUGCCUCAGCUAACUCCACUUCAUGAGCUUGAUCGCCUUUCACAUUGCCCUAUCCCCUUGGCAAUCCAAAAGCUUUUACUCCGGCUGUUUCUGCGCCUUGCACAGCUGCAGCAAGGGGAUUCGCAGAUUCAGCAGCAGCUGCGCCUACCGAGCACUGCAUGCCUGGAUGUUUGCUUGUGCUGGGAGGCCGCGGAUGCUGAUCUGUCUCAUGCAGUUGCUGCGGCUCUGCUUGCCGCCCUAAAGCCCGCAAAGCGGCAGCAGCUAGCAGACGAAUUGAGGGAGGUCAUCCCCUCAGCAAUUGACCAUGCAACUGGUGCGAUCUCAGCGCUCUCCAGAAGGCCCGAGCGCCCACUGGUUCCGACGCGUCCAGCUGCAGAGGGAGGAGAAGGAGUGCAGGAGGCGUGGCAGGAAGCAGCAGCUGUUGCGCUGCACGCCUUGAUCGAUGCUCUAGCGACGCUGCGAGUGGCCACCUGCUGCUUGCCGAAUGCUUUCGCACUGCAGCUUUGGGAAGGGUUCAAUGAUGCGGACGGAGAUACCGCAUCCACAGACAGGCCGGGACUAAACUUCAUGGCGCAACGACUCGCAGCUCCUAAGGACCCUUUCUCUGCUCCCUUGAGGGCCGCAUAUGCAGUUACAUCACAAGCCCCUUGGUACUGCGCGUCAGACUCCCUCCUGCCUCUCCGGCUGCAGCAGGCAGCAGAGAGAGUCCGCCGGCUGGCGUGCAGCUGCCUGGUGGGGGCCUCUGCAGCAGUAAGCCACAAUGUGCGGGAAACGCUGAGUCAAGACUCCAGCACGCGUCAAAGCAGACGAUCGAUCCAACAAGCAGAGGACCUGUUACAGCAUUGGGGAGAUUCGCUCUUGCAGCUCUUUGAAGUACAUGCCCAGGACAGUGCAUCAGUCUCUUCUACAGCCCCUGCACCGUCGAGUGGUCAAGCAAAACAAGGAGACGGGCGCUGGGCUCUUUCACAAGAGGACGAAGCAACUGUGCAACAGUUGCAGGAGAUGCUGCCCUCCUAUGGCCAGGGAUAUCUGUAUUUGGCGUUGAGGGAACAGAAGGGCGACGCAGAUGAAGUUGUUUCUCUUCUCAUGGAGAACAUGCAGCCAGCAGCUCUUCGGAAUGUGCCCGUCAAAGCCACACUUGAAGAUGCGGCGGCGUUGCUGGAGGCAGAAGAAAAGGGUUCAGCCCCUCCUCUAGGUUCAACGCCUGAUGGCGCUGACCUUGAAAGACAAAUUCUUGCUCUGGCAGAGAGAGCGGCAGAGGAGGCCUUGCUAGAGGACAGCGAGGUAUCUGGCGGUUCGCUCUAUGAUGACGACGCCGAUGAGGAGCUGCUGCUGGCUCAGGCUGCCGCUGCACCCUUUAGCCCCGCUGAAACUGAGGCUGAGGAAAGCUCUUCUGAGGAGGAGAAAUGCAAGGAAGUUCCUGCUCCGGGUAUCCCCACUAAGCGUUUGGUCUCAUCUGCCUUAGGGCGUACGCCAGUUCGAGGGGGGACUCUGGCGGCUCGGAGGAAGGAAACAAACAAAGCGUCAAUUGGAAAUCAUUCGCGGCGCAACCAGCGGAGACGCAAAAUAGAGAGAUGCAUGGGCCCUUGA